AUGGAUGGUGGUAGAACAAAGAAAAUACUACUGGCGGGCGACUGGAAUGGAAAUUUUGGAUUAAAGCAGGAUGACGCGGAGAAGCUGGGGCAAUAUGGAUAUGGUGCCAGGAAUAGAAAUGGUCAACUACUCAUGGACUUUGCCGUGGAACAGAACCUGUGGGUUUUGAACACCUGCUUCAAGAAGAGAAUGGGUAGAAGGUGGACAUGGAAGUUGGCUGGAGCGAGGAACCCGACCAAAGUCAUGAUUGACAUGUUUCUAUCAGAAGAUCGUGGAUGGAUAAGGGAUGUGAGAGCUAUGGUGAUGGGAUUCAGUGAUCAUAAGUUGGUAUUGGCCAUUCUGGAGAUUAUGGCAAAGGUCAGACGAACCAGAAGGGUGAAUAAUAUUAUGGUCGGGGACAGAAGGAAGCUCAGACUGGUGCUAGCGAACAAGAGACAAGACCUGUACAGGAUUGAUGAUUUUGAAGCCUUGGUGGAUGAGCAGAAAGUAAUCUACAACGAAUGCGCUAUCUCCAAGGAAGUCUCAGCUAAAUUUGGACCAGUAACGAUUGAAUGGAUGAGAAUUAGUUAUGCAAAGAGGAUCCUUUACAAUGAGGGUGGAAUCGGAGAAGAGGAAAUGAAGAGCAUUGACAGGACGACAAGGAAGAUGAUUGAGAAUGAUUUGAGAUGGUGGAAAUUGGAGGUCAUAGGCAGGGCGAUCCGGAAUGGUAGAUUAAGAGCAGGAAGGAGUGAGAAGUCGGUGGUCAAAAGCAUUGGGAUUCGGCUGCACAAAGAAGGCGGAGGCAGUACAAGCACAUCGGCCGAAGCUGUUGGGACGAUCGUGGAUCACUUCAGAAGACUAUACGAGGAUUUGUAUUGUGGCCCAAUACUCACUGAAGAUCCAAGCAUUGUGAUUGACCAGGUCUCUGUGGAGGAAGUGAAGGAGACGAUUAUGAAGCCCAAGGGAGGCUGGAACGUUGGAGUAGAUGGAACCAGAGCUAUGGUGAUCAAGGAAAUAGCGAGAAUGAGUCCUGAUCUGAUUGCAAGGAUACUCAACAGGAUGUUGGUGGCCAAGUUAUUGGACGAAAGGAUGGCUACUUCAAGUCUGGUAUUGAUUUUGAACAAGGGAGACGUGAUGGACAUUAACAACCACCGGCCGAUCAGCAUGGCCACUACUAUGUACAAAAUUCUGUCCAGAAUUGCACGGAGAAGAGUGGAAACCCAGAAAGAAGGGAAACUGAAGCCCGACCAAGCUGCUUUCAGAAGAGGGUACUCGGCAGCAAAUCAUUUGGUGACACUGAAUCUGUUGUACCAAAAGACGCAUGAGUUUAAGAUGAAUUUGGUGGUCACUUUCGUGAAUUUUAUGAAGGCUUUUGACUCCCUGAAGAGAAUUAUGAUCUGGGAGGCACUGCAAAGUUAUGGAGUGGAUGGCAGCACUAUUGAGAUGGUCAAAUGCAUGUACGGAGUUGGCAGUACGGUGGUCAGGAUUGGUUCAGCAGAAGGACAUUUCAAGACCUGGAAGGGCAUAAAGCAAGGUGAUACACUAUCACCAUUGCUAUUUGUCCUAACGGUACAAUAUGCUAUGGAGAAGUUGGAUUGGAGCGGUUAUGGGCUGAGAAUUGGCCAUACCUGGAUAAGCAAGUUAUGUUAUGCGGAUGACAUUGUACUAGUGGCUAAAGAUAUGGUGGAGAUGCAACGUAUGUUGGACGGAGUGACUGAAGAAUGUGCGAAGAUCGGUUUGGUGAUCAACAAACAGAAGACAAUGUGGAUGGGAGAGGUGGAUGGUGCACUGCAGGUGAAUGGUGAAGCAAUUCAGAAGACAAGCUGGUACAAAUACCUUGGACAACACUGCGAAAUGCCGAGGAGAACGGACAUUGAAGUUCAGAAGCGAAUUCAGGCAGCCUGGGCCGCUUUCAGGGCGGAAUAUGAUCUCCUGACCAGUAGAAAGACGGAGGUAUGGAUCAAAAGAAAGUACUUCAACAUGUGUGUACUAGGCGAUGACUUAUGGAGCUGAGAGUUGGGCACUGAGGCUGGCGGACAAAUGGAAACUCGAACGGUGUCAAAGAAGAAUGGAGCGAGCGAUGUUGGGACUGACACUACGGGAUGAAGUGAGAAGCAGACAAAUCAGGGCUCGGACUAAACUGAAAGAUGUGGUGGAAGCGGCAAUCACACUAAAAUGGAAGAUGGCGGCGAAAAUCGCAAGAGCAGGAAAUGAACGGUGGACUGGAAUGUGCUAA
This is a messenger RNA of Bursaphelenchus okinawaensis, 2215 nucleotides long. The record is from the annotation of a GenBank genome assembly. NCBI's taxonomy places the organism in Eukaryota, Metazoa, Nematoda, Chromadorea, Rhabditida, Aphelenchoididae.